GAAACAUCCUAUACAAAUACAAUUGAUACCAUUCUUUCAUCGGCUUCAAACAUCAAUACAGAGUUCAAGAAAUCUCUGAGAUUUUUUAGAAAUAUGUCAGACGGAACCGAAAAUGCUGCAAUUGAGGUUAAUCAUGGAUUGCUUAAGGAGCUUGAAGAUAUGGGAUUCUCUAUGGCUCGAGCAGCAUGGGCUCUGCAUCACUCUGGUAACUCAAGCCUUGAAGCAGCUGUGAAUUGGAUCAUAGAUCAUGAGAACGAAUCGCAGUUUGAGAAUAUGCCUUUGGUGGAGUUUAACAUUGAGAUUGAGUCUCCAAAUCCAUCUGAUGAUACUGCAGAAACUUCUCAUGCAAGAGCAAAAGAACUAUCGGAACAAGCUCGUAAACUAAGAGAAGAACAAGAAACUAAACGCGAAAGAGAAAGAGAAAAGGAAAGGAUACGAGCAGGGAAAGAGCUGAUGGAAACAAAGCGAAUUGCGGAAGAAAACGAAAGAAAACGGAACAUAGCUUUGAGGAAGGCUGAGAAAGAUGAGGAGAAAAAGGCAAGAGAGAAAAUUAUGCUGAAAGUUAAUGCAGACAAGCUGGAGAGAAAACGGAGGCUCGGAUUACCAACCGAAACAGAAUCCGCUUCGACAUCAAAUCCAGUUUCGCCACUUGACCCUAAGAGAAUAGUGAUGUCGUCGCCAAGCGUAGUCUCGAAAGCAGAGGAGAUGAGAGAAUGUUUAAGGUCAUUAAGACGAAACCACAAAGUAAGAAAACGUUAUAGGAUGAUUCAAAAAACGAAAGAAGAGAGAUAAUGAAAUCUUGUUUGUUUUUGUAGGAUGAAGAUCCAAGAAUCACGAGGAGGGUAUUUGAAACGCUUCUGACAAUUGUGAGGAACGUAGCGAAGAAGCCAGACGAAGAAAGAUACAGGAGAAUCCGUCUCAAGAACCGCUUGUUCCAUGAGAGAGUUGGAAGAUAUAAAGAAGGUAUUGAGUUCAUGGAGCUUUGUGGAUUCAAAAGAGUUGAAGGAUCUGAGUUCUUAUCUCUAUCGAAACGUGACUCAGACAUCAACCGGCUUCGAGACGCUGCGUUUCUGUUGAACUCUGCGAGUGCCAAUCCCUUCUUUGGUCUUCUAUCCACGGAAGCUGAAAGACCGUGAACAACAAACUUUCGCUUCCUGAAUUGUUAUGUUCUAUAUAAGACAAAAAGUGUAAAAGUGCCUAUUUUGCAAGUCGAAACUCAAAAAGUGUUACUAUGGCUACAACAACAAAUGUAACCAUAUCAAUACAUAUAUAAAAUUGAUGGUUAUGGUACGAUAUUCAAACAAAAGUUAGAACUUCAAUGUGGAUGGGGAAAUUCAUAGGAAAAGAUUAAAAUUGCCGGAAAACUCACGGAUUUAACAA
Molecule: messenger RNA, 1380 nt
Organism: Arabidopsis thaliana (thale cress)
Lineage: Eukaryota; Viridiplantae; Streptophyta; Magnoliopsida; Brassicales; Brassicaceae
Product: ubiquitin-associated (UBA)/TS-N domain protein
Exons: 9
Coding region: 94-792 (232 amino acids)
Source: RefSeq, marked reviewed